Brassica napus (rape) is the source of this 2129-nucleotide messenger RNA. Its product is annotated as BTB/POZ and MATH domain-containing protein 1. Bases 788 to 1999 code for a protein of 403 amino acids. The transcript is spliced from 4 exons. The record is from RefSeq and is a predicted model, not a curated record. Gene Ontology annotation, biological process: protein ubiquitination. Gene Ontology annotation, molecular function: protein binding. NCBI's taxonomy places the organism in Eukaryota, Viridiplantae, Streptophyta, Magnoliopsida, Brassicales, Brassicaceae.
GGGUCCAUUAUUUAAAAUAUUACACAUGAAUCAAAGUUGUGACUUCUGUUUUAAUAUAUAAGAUAAUAUACUGCAUAAACAUCACAAAUGCACAUUUUUGUUCUUUCUUCUUGCAUGACAUUAAAUCAAAUAUUAAACAUGUGCAUAAGCUACUUUUUGUUCUUUCUUCUUGCAUGACAUUAAAUCAUAUAUUAAACAUGUGCAUAAGCUACACAUGAUCUAGUGGUUGACGAAUUUAUAGGGACUAAGCAAAUCCAGUCAUAGACUUCUCCAUGGGUCGUCUUUGACGUUCUUCGAUGUCAACUUGUCAAGUGGAUACAAAAAAUAAUAAAUUAAAACAAACGGCCUAAGACCCAAGAGGUGUGAAUUAGCAAGCUUCCUAAAUUACUCACAUUUAUAUUAUUUUUUCCUUCUCUUUACUUGCACAUCAUAAUGAUUUUGAAUUAUAUAUAUAGUAACUGGCCAACCUUGUUCCUAAUAACUUGCAUUAAAACCUCAUAAUCAUAUCAUCCUCUUCCCCUUUCCUUUUCGUUUCCACCGACGACGUCGAUCAACCAUUCGCCUCCAUCUCUACCGGAGAUUCUCGCCGAUUAUCCCUCCCCGGUCUCGUCUCUCUGUAAUCUCUUUCAAAAACCCAUCUCUGUUUCCGAAACUAUCGACCUUGAUUCCGCUCCUGAAUCUGGAAUCUCCCCGAUUCGGAUUCAAAGCCUUUGACUUUCCUCUACAAUCGAAGAUCUCUUUCGAUUUCAAACCGACCCAUCAUCGAUUUCACGAUCCCGUCUCGUUGAUGAACACAACUAGGGUUUGCGGUGAGGUCUCCAAAUCCGCGACAAAACCUCUCACUGUGUCGACCUCCCUCACGGAAACCGUCAACGGCUUCCACGAAUUCAAGAUCAGCGGCUACUCUCUCACCAAAGGCGUCGGAGUCGGCAAAUACGUCGCCUCCGAUACCUUCACCGUCGACGGUCACUCGUGGGCUGUCUACUUCUACCCAGACGGAAAGAGUCCGGAGGAUAACUCCUCUCACGUUUCUCUGUUCAUUGCCUUGGCGAGCGAAGGAGCCGAUGUGAGGGCUUUGUUCGAGCUCACGCUUGUUGAUCAGAGUGGCAAUGAGAAGCAUAAGGUUCAUAGCCAUUUUGGAAGAGCGCUCGAGAGCGGACCCUAUGCUCUUAAGUAUCGUGGAAGCAUGUGGGGAUACAAGAGGUUUUUCAGGAGGGAUAAUUUAGAGACAUCAGACUAUCUCAAGGACAAUAGUCUCUUGGUUCGGUGCCGUGUCGGUGUGGUGAAGUCUUGCACCGAGGGACCGAGGGACUACAAUAUCAGUGUACCAGUUUCUAACUUGGGCCAACAGUUGGGGAGUCUUUUGGAAAGUGGGAAAGGCUGUGAUGUUACUUUUGAAGUCGAUGGAGAAACUUUCUCUGCUCACAAACUUGUUCUUGCAACGCGUUCUCCAGUUUUCAGGGCGCAGCUUUUUGGACCGUUAAGAGACAGAGACACCGACCGUAUAGAGAUAGAAGACGUGGAGGCCCCCAUUUUCAAGGUUUUGCUACAUUUUAUCUACUGGGACGAAUUGCCUGAUAUGCAAGAGCUAAUAGGCACAGAUUCCAAAUCGGCUUCUACUCUUGUGGCUCAGCAUCUGCUUGCAGCGGCAGACCGGUAUGCUCUUGAGCGGCUUAAAGCAAUCUGCGAGUCAAAACUUUGUGAAGGAAUCACCGUAAACACUGUUGCAACCACCUUGGCCCUAGCGGAGCAGCACCAUUGUUUCCAGCUAAAAGCAGUCUGUCUCAAAUUCGUGGCGUCGCCAGAGAACUUGAAAGCUGUGAUGCAAACGGAUGGGUUUGAUUAUCUAAAAAGGAGCUGUCCAUCUCUACUAACUGAGCUAUUGAAGUAUUUGGCGAGGCUUAGGGAACACUCUGUAACUGCACCGGGACAUCCAAAAGAUAUAUUUGCUGAUGGUUGUGAUUCCAAUGGAAGAAGAGUGAAGCAACGGUUGCAUUAAACAGAAUUGUGCAUUGUAUAAUCACUGUUAAAGAUAAUGGCUGAUCUGAAACUAUCUGAUCCAGCAAGUACAAUGAAUCCUUUUCAAUCUUUGUAUUAAGAUCAAAUAUCCAAUGAAAUUUGGUUACUAA